GCCAUGGAUGCCGGGUGCUGGGUGGUCGGCGGCGAGUUCGAGGACUCGGUGUUUGAGGAGAGGGCAGAGCGGCGGCGCGGGCCGCCCGCGCCCUACGUCGCCAAGCGCUGCGAGCCGCAGUGGUUUCAUGAAGAAACAGAGAAGAGUGAUGAUGAAGUUCUGACUCUCAAGAAGUUCCGCGGGGACCUGGCCUACCGACGGCAGGACUAUCAGAAAGCACUGCAGGAGUAUUCUAGUAUUGCGGAACGAUUGUCCUCUACCAAUCUUGCUGUGAAAAGGGACGUCCAGGAAGGCCAGGCACGGUGUCUGGCUCACUUGGGAAGGCAUGGGGAGGCACUGGAGAUCGCUGCGGAUUUGGAAAAUAAAGCAACUAACACAGACCACUUAACCACGGUGCUCUACCUCCAGUUUGCUAUUUGUUCAAGUUUACAGAAUUUGGAGAAAACAAUUUUUUGCCUACAGAAACUGAUUUCUUUGCAUCCUUUUAAUCCUUGGAGCUGGGGGAAAUUGGCUGAGACUUACCUGAAUCUGAGGCCAGCAUUUUCAGCGUCAUUUACGUCAUCUCGCACACAGAACCGUUUCAUCUUACAGGGCGUAACUGUCACGCCUGCCUUCUCAGGAAAAGACCAUUUGCCUUAUUUUCCUGAGCCCGGGCCUGAGAGCUCAGCAUCUCCCAGGGAAGUGAGUGGCAGCGGGAGCCAGCAAGCUGAGAUCACACCUAGAAAUGGUCCCACCUGCGCAGCAGGAGGGGGAGCAGCCGGGUGGACAGAGGCUCAGGUGAAAGCCUGUGCCUCUUUGAUCCGAGCCAGGCUCUUGCUUCAGUUCACCCAGUCGCAGCAGAUCUCCUUCGCUUUGGAGAGGAACCUGAGGACCCAGCAAGAGAUUGAAGAGCAGCUAAAAGGAUUCAGCCUUGGGGAGGACACCCUGCAGUUGAUCACGGAGGUUAUGGGAGAAGAUAUUAUCCCAGAAAAAAUAAAAGAUGAACUUCACUCAGAGGUCAAGUGUGUGGGUCCCGAGGCCCUGGCUGCCUUGGUGCCGGCGACCUUGAAAGAAUUUGAAGACAAGUGGUUUGGAAAGAUCAAGAACCAUCUCUGUCCUUCGGAAAAUCAGUUGCACACACAAAUACAGAUCGUGGCUUAGCAGCAAAACCAUCCUCCAUUGUAAAAUUGUUCUUGUUUCCUGUUUACUUCAGAUAGGAUCUAUUGCUUAAUCAUGGAAAACAGCGAAUUAAAGUUGAGUACUUAUGUUUUAUUUUUUUAA
Messenger RNA from Dipodomys ordii (Ord's kangaroo rat), 1260 nucleotides. RefSeq names its product chromosome unknown open reading frame, human C8orf76. NCBI's taxonomy places the organism in Eukaryota, Metazoa, Chordata, Mammalia, Rodentia, Heteromyidae. The record is from RefSeq and is a predicted model, not a curated record. Bases 4 to 1140 code for a protein of 378 amino acids. Gene Ontology annotation, molecular function: protein binding. The transcript is spliced from 6 exons.